AGGCCCCGGCGCCGCCGGGCCUGGGCCCUCGCUUCCCGCGGGAGGCGGCCAUGUCUACCGGCGAGGUGGAGCGGCUGUCGGCGGACCUCGGCGGGGCCGCCGGAGACGAGGAGGAGGAGUGGCUCUAUGGCGAUGAAAAUGAAGCAGAGAGACCAGAGGAAGAAAAAGCUAGUGCUCCACCCCCACCUGGAAAUGAAGAGGAAGCUGCAGAAAAUGGCGUUGUGAAAACGAAGGUGGCAGAGGCUGAGGAUGACAGUGAUAGUGAUAGUGAUGAUGAUGAAGAUGAUGUUCAAGUCACCAUAGGGGAUAUUAAAACAGGAGCUCCACAGUAUGGUUAUGGAGCGGCACCUGUGAAUCUCAAUAUUAAGACAGGAGGACGAGCUUAUGGAUCUUCUGGUGCAAAAGUUAAAGGGGUGGAUCUAGAUGCACCAGGGAGUAUUAAUGGUGUGCCACUUCUGGAAGUAGAUUUAGAUUCUUUUGAAGAUAAACCUUGGAGAAAGCCAGGAGCUGAUCUCUCUGAUUAUUUCAACUACGGGUUCAAUGAAGAUACCUGGAAAGCUUACUGUGAAAAACAAAAGAGAAUACGAAUGGGUCUUGAAAUUUUACCAGUUACCUCAACCACAAAUAAAAUUACGGCUGAAGACAAUGCUAUGGAAGUAAGACCAAGUGCAGAGAUUCUCGAUGGCAGAUACCAUCUUUUUAAGGUACAGCAGGGCAGAACUGGAAAUUUGGAGAAAGAGUUGGCAGUGCAGUCGACCAAAGCUGAUUUCACAUCUCCACCUGCCUUAUUCAAAUCAGGAAUUCCAACAAACAGGCGAUUAUCUGGCACAAUAGAUGUGAUUGGACAGACCAUCACUAUCAGCAGGGUGGAAGGACGACGGCGUGCUAAUGAAAACAGCAACAUACAGGUUCUUUCAGAACGAUCUAAUCCUGAAGUAGACAAUUUUACCAAGCCACCUCCAUUUUUCCCUCCAGGAGCUCCACCUACCCACCUUCCACCACCUCCUUUCCUCGCACCCCCUCCAACUGUCAGUACUGCUCCACCUCUGAUUCCCCCACCAGGUAUACCAAUAACAGUGCCACCACCAGGCUUUCCACCACCACCUGGCGGUCCUCCACCUUCCCUCAUACCCACAAUAGAAAGUGGACAUUCUUCUGGCUAUGAUGGUCGUUCUGUUCGUGCGUUCUCAUAUGGCAGUGAUAAUGAAGUGGAACUCAAAACAAACGAUUUAUUGAAGGCUAUGUUAUCAUUGGCUAGCAAAGCAGAUAAGCAGAAAGUGGGAAGUCCUCUGUACUUCACCUUUCCGCACCUUGCAGGUUCUGCUCCUUCAUGGUCUAGUCUUAUGGACACCAGCAAACAGUGGGAUUACUAUGCACGAAGAGAGAAGGAUAGGGAACGUGAGAGAGAGCGAUCCCGAGAUCGGGAUCGCGACCGGGACCGAGACAGAGAUCGAGAACGUGCCAGAGACAGGGAAAGGGACCGAGAUCACAGUCCAACUCCAAGUGUGUUCAACAGUGAUGAAGAACGAUACAGAUACAGAGACUAUGCAGAAAGAGGCUAUGACCGCCAUAGAACAAGUAGAGAGAAAGAAGACCGACACAGAGACAGGAGACACAGAGAGAAAGAAGAGACUAGACACAAGUCAUCUCGAAGUAACAGCAGACGUCGUCACGACAGUGAAGAAGGGGACAGCCACAGAAGGCACAAACACAAAAAAUCCAAAAGAAGCAAAGAAGGAAAAGAAGCCAGCAGUGAACCUGCUCCUGAACAGGAAAACACUGAAGCUGCCCCUGCAGAAUAGGCUUGUGUGAUUUUUGCCUACUUGCAUAUAUAUUAGUGCCAGAAAUAGAUUACUAUAAACCUUGUUAUUUUUCUGGGUAUUAAAAUAAUUUGCUCAUAAUCUUGUUCUGUUAGUUUGAAAUCAAAGGUUACUUUGGUUUUUUUGAAAAUAAAAGAAUGAAUUUUUCAUGUUAAGAUUCCUGGACUGACUUCGUCUUUUAAGAAACAGUGGGAAAGCAUCUUACAGCUAGAGGCUUAUACUCUUACAAUAUACGUAGGGCUUAAAUUCUUUGUAUUAAAUUGUCUCCUUUUUUCAUAAGCCAGUGGCAAGGUCAUUCUUUUACUGACCUUAGAAACAGUGUGCAUUCACUUUAUUAUAUACCAACGUCUGGAACAGUGUGGGAUUAGUAUAGCUUUCGGAGUUCAUAUUUGAAGAGGUCAUCCUUUACUACAGGGACAGGCAGGAAUUGCAGACUUUUCAAGAACCUUGGACUAAGGUAAAAUGAAAAAAAAUUAGGGAAACUGGGAAAGGUGCUGAUUGUUCUUAGUCUGAUGGAACACUGAGUGUGGUGAUCAUACACUUUGUAAUUAUGUCUGAUUUGUGUGGGUGCAUAAGGGUGAAUUAAGCUGGAUAAUCAUCCCUGAUGCUUUUCAGUGGCUUAAGAGAAAGUUCAUUUUAGUCUUUGUUCUAGGGGAACAGCUGUCCUUAACAUGAUAAAGAUUAACAAACAUAUCCUCUUCCCAUUGCUAGCUUGUGAGAAAAAAAUAGGACUUUGAAACAUGGGUAAUUUGCAGAGAAAGGCAAAGAAUGAUUUUAAGAAAAAUAUAAGACCAUCAUCACUUUCAGAUUUACUCAAUCCAGAACAGUGUGAUUGGCAUGGCAGUCCUGCAAAAAUUGUACUGCCCUGUCAGGGUGCUAUUUAGAAGACUUACUUGAUGGUAUUAGCAGGGUGCAGUGUAAUUCCUUAAAAACAAUAAUUCUAUAUAAAAAUCCUAGAUUUAAUAGUAUUAAUCAAAACAUACCAGGGAAACUGGGUUGUUUGGUUUUGGAUGAAAAUAAUGUCUGUACAAGUACACAGUUACAGUUAUUU
Messenger RNA from Gymnogyps californianus (California condor), 2871 nucleotides. RefSeq names its product factor interacting with PAPOLA and CPSF1 (gene FIP1L1). NCBI's taxonomy places the organism in Eukaryota, Metazoa, Chordata, Aves, Accipitriformes, Cathartidae. Gene Ontology annotation, cellular component: mRNA cleavage and polyadenylation specificity factor complex. The record is from RefSeq and is a predicted model, not a curated record. The transcript has 18 exons. Gene Ontology annotation, molecular function: RNA binding. The coding region runs from base 51 to 1802 and encodes 583 amino acids.